AUGGAGGGGAACCGGGACGAGGCGGAGAAAUGCAUCGAGAUCGCCCGGGAAGCUCUGGAAGCCGGCAACCGCGACCGAGCUUUGCGCUUCCUGCACAAAGCCGAGAAGCUCUACCCUUCCCCCACGGCCCGAGUGCUUCUGGAAGCAAUUAUGAAAAAUGGAAGCACAGCUGCAAAUGGCCCACAUUGUCGAAAACCAACAAGUGGUAGUGAUCACAACAGAUCCAAUAGCACAAAGGACAGUACAUGUGCUGGUGGUGAAAGUGGAAAAGCCUAUACCAAAGAUCAAGUAGAUGGAGUCCUCAGCAUAAACAAGUGUAAAAAUUAUUAUGAAGUCCUGGGAGUCACAAAAGAUGCUGGUGAUGAAGAUUUGAAGAAAGCUUACAGAAAGCUUGCUUUGAAGUUUCAUCCAGAUAAAAACCAUGCACCUGGGGCAACAGAUGCUUUUAAAAAGAUUGGAAAUGCCUAUGCUGUUUUAAGCAAUCCUGAAAAAAGAAAGCAGUAUGACCUCACAGGGAAUGAAGACCAAGCAUGUAAUCACCAAAACAAUGGUAGAUUUAAUUUCCAUAGAGGCUGUGAAGCUGAUAUAACUCCUGAAGAUUUGUUUAAUAUAUUCUUUGGUGGUGGAUUUCCAUCAGGUAGUGUACAUUCAUUUUCUAAUGGACGGGCUGGAUAUAGUCAUCACCACCAACAUCGGCAUAGUGGACAUGAGAGAGAAGAAGAAAGAGGCGAUGGAGGUUUCUCUGUGUUUAUACAGCUGAUGCCCAUUGUAGUAUUGAUCCUUGUGUCCUUGUUAAGUCAAUUGAUGGUUUCUAAUCCUCCUUACUCCUUAUAUCCCAGAUCUGGUUCAGGACAAACCAUUAAAAUGCAGACAGAAAAUUUAGGUGUUGUUUAUUAUGUCAACAAGGAUUUUAAAAAUGAAUAUAAAGGAAUGUUAUUACAAAAGGUAGAAAAAAGUGUGGAAGAAGAUUAUGUGACUAAUAUUCGAAAUAAUUGCUGGAAAGAAAGACAACAAAAAACAGAUAUGCAGUAUGCAGCAAAAGUAUACCGGGAUGAUCGACUACGAAAAAAGGCAGAAUCACUAAGCAUGGACAACUGUAAAGAAUUAGAGCGGCUGACUAGUAUCUAUAGAGGAGGAUGAACCAGGAUUUUCAUUUACAUCUUUUAGCACACUUUUUUUUCUGUAUAAGAAGAAAUUUAGUUUCGUUGUAAAAUCUCAAAAAAGAGUUGGAUAUUAAAAACUAAACCGAGUAGUUGUUCCCUGAAAUCUUAUGCUCUAGGGCUCAAAACAGUUAAUGGCUUCUUUAUAUAAUAAGAAAUUGAAAACUAAAAUUCAUGAUUUAGUUACGCAUCUCUUAAUUGUUUAGUUUUACUUCCAAUGCUUACAUAAUUCUUUAAUUACAGAUUAUUCAGAAAAGGAUUAUCAUAUCUCUAGCAGUUUUCCAGUUACAGUGACUCCCUUUUUCCUUUCUCAUGUAAAUAUUUAUGGGGGGAAAAAAACCAUUUUGUGUAUAUACAAGUUAUUGACUUUAUAUUUAAAAAUCUCAGAAGUUUAGCUCCAUGAAACACUUCACCUCACUGAUGAAAUAAUUAUAUGACAAUGUUACUUUUUUCUUGUCAGGUGUCCAGUGUGUGGAGUUUAAACAACAAUACUUUUUUUUUUUUAAAGGCAAUUUAACUUUGUGUAAAAAAAUCUUCUAGCUUUAUCUGCUUAGAAGAAUUUAAUAUUUUUAAAUGUAUAUUCCUGAAUAUAUGUUGAGAUGACUUGAACUGGUGUAGAUUAUCAGUUUGCCAUUUAAUUUUAUGAAUUGCUAAGCAAUGUGAGGAAAUGAAAAGCUAUCCUGAUUAAUUUAAAAAUACACUAAAAAUGAUACACAAAUACUUAAUGUUGACAUUUCUUGAGAAGUAAAUGUCAGUUUUGAAAUUCUGAAUAUAUUCCUUUGUUCCCUCUACCCCACCCCCAGUCAAUGUAUGUCCAUUUAAAAGCUUCUAAAAUUUAUGAAGGAAAAGACUUUUCCUCUCCUACAGAAAUUUGUGUUUUCUUAGUGCUCAUUUCAUGCUUGGUCUCAAAAGUAAAUUAAUUCUUUUAUAAGCAAGUGGUAAGAAAAGUUACUACUAAAAUUAAGCCUUAUGCCUUUAACACUAUUGCCAACUACUAAACUUUAGAUAGGUAACUUGCAAAAUUAUUUGACCUAUUUGGCUAUAUGCAAAGAUGAGCAGAAAUAUAGUGGCAGAUAGAAUAAUCUUUUACAGGAAGUCUCUAAAUGUCUCCAUAGUGCCACUCUGAACUUAAAGUCGACUAACCAUUUAAAGUAGUCGAAUUUGAUCUUAAUAAAAAAAAAAUACAUUUUUGUAAUGAAAUCCAUUAGUAUAAAUUAGAAUCAUAUGCAAGCAGUUAGAUUUUGGGUUUUGUGCCUAUAAAUUGAGUAUGAGACUUUUAUUUGAAAUUUUCUAUGUUGGAACAGUUGUCAUAUUUUAAUCAUUUUGUUUCAUACUCGUUGAAUGGAAAAGUCUUUGACGGCUUUUUUUAACUUGACGAGAAUGCUAGAAAUUUGGUAUAGUAGCAGUGCUCGUUGCUUAGAAACUUUCUAAAUUUAGUUAAUUUAUUGUCAGUCUAAUAAAUUCCUGCUAAAAUGACCAUUCUCCUUAAAAUUGUCCUCUUGUAUCUCUUUUUUCCAAGUGAUUCAAUAGAAUUGCUUAAGUUGCAUCAUAAAUUAUAUAACAGCAUAGUAAUUAAGGAAUAGUAGAGAACCCAAUCAAGUUUUACUUAAUUUUUAGAGAAGUGGCCUUUAGAAUAAAUAGCAUACUUAAAGGGAAUUACAUUUUGAAGUAUUUCCUUCAGCCUGCAGAGUGGGCUAUUAGCAGAUAAAGGACAUAAAUUGUUCAUAAUUAUUUAUUUUGAAAGUAUUAUAGUCAUAAGAAAACAUAUAAAUUUGGAUUAGAAUUACAAUAUUUUUAUCCAUUUCUUUUUUCCAGUUUUAACAGGAAUGAUGGGCAUAAAUGGGGGUAAUUUCUUUGAAUUCAACCCUCCUACUUAAUGAUUCUUUUUCUUUUAAUUUGGAGUUUGAGGAUAUUGAUGACAUUAGUAAAAUCAGGUGAAGUUGUAUCAUGCUAUCUUACUCAUGGUUCUAGACAGUGUUAUAUACUUUUAUUGUAUUGGUAUAUUCCAUUGAAUUUCCUAAAAUAUUAAGAUGAAAUAUUUGGAAAAAAGGACAUAUUAAAAUUGAUUGUAAUCACUAGUAAUGAUUGAGCAAAUUUUAGGGUACCUUGCUGACCAACAAGCCUCAAAAGCUUCUGCUGCUUUGUGCUCUGGAGGUUAAAAAAAAGUUGGGCUUUCUAUACUGCCUGCAUGCUAGUUUAAAAAAAAAAAAAAAAGGCCCAGGCCUUUUAGUGUUUUAAGAUGUGCAAGGCAACAUUUGGCCACCUUAAAGUGGGAGGAUUUCACAUUUUAACACUCAUUUCAAAGAUAUUUUUUUUUUGUCUGUGAAAUAUUAUUACUUAUAAAAGGUAUGUGUUCAUCCCAAAUUCCAAACUAAAACUUUACAUCACUACACUAAUCAAAGGCUCCUAGUCAUGAAGUAAGGAUAUACUGUGUUUAGAUAAUUUACAGCUAUUUUAUUCACUUGGCAUCAAAGAAAUUUUUCCAUGUCCUUAAACUACUCACAAUAGUAACAAAUUAAAGCUUCUGAAGAAAUACAAAAUAAAGUAUUUUAAUGUCUGAGUAAAUUGAGACAAAGUAGAAUCACACUGUUUCAUCACUUUUGUUUUCCCUUGCCCUAUAGUUUACAGAUGGAUUGGUGCUAGUUUUUGCCAUCUUGGUUAAUUUUGAAUUGUGGAAAGUUUCACUUUCAAUAUUGUAUAGUAGUUUCAGAUUGUGUUUUGUUUUGUUUUUUUAAGUGAAAAGGGUUCAUUUCAGAACUAAGUGGAUUUAGAUGCAUCUGUAACUAUUUGUUUCAUACUCUUCACAUAAAAUAUGAAUAUGUGAAUACUCUAGAAGUAGUCACACCCAUAUAGAUGAGCAUCAUUAUUCUAAUUCAUUAGACUAAUCUGCUUGUACUACCUCUACUUAGAUUGGUUUUCUGCUCUUUCCCACUGAACAUAACUUAGCCCAAACCCUAAAAACCAACUAAGCCUUCAUCUCCAGCCCUACAUCUAACAAGUAAAAGGAAGGCUUAGUUUCUAUAGUUGAUUUAAAAGGGCCUUCUCUUUGGUAUUCAAUAUUUUAAAAUACUAUCAUGUGGCAACAUAACACUACCUGAUAAAACAUGUUUUAAUUUUUUGCUUAAUUAUAUAUGAAUUUAAUCUCCCAAUGAUUUUAAGACAGUAAAAAAAAUUCUUGGAGUUCUAAUCAAGGCAGCAUUCCUAUUAAGCAAGUAUUAUGUGAAAGAAUCAAAAGGUUCAUAGAAAAACUUGGUGUCCCUGUGGGAGACUUGAAUCCAGUAGUAAUCUUAUAACUCCUCAGCCUCACAUUGAAUAAGGCAAAAGGAGAGUUAUAUAAAAUCUUCACUCCUUAUGUGGACAGGAAAACAACAGUGAACAAGCUUGUUUGCUACUUUACAAAACAUGUGACUAAACUGAUGAGUACAAAAAUAAUAGUCUGGCAAAUACAUUUGUUAUUUAAGGUUUUAGUGCCAGCAAACCUCUUUAUAUAUUUUUUCAAAGAAAAUAAAUAAAGUGAUGAUCCCCCUUAAGGAAUUUUACUUAUCAGUGAUCUGAUGGGAAACAUGGUAAUAGAAUUCAGGCUUCCUUUUUAGUUUAAUUACUGUUAAAAUACAUAUUUCAUGUGAAUGAAAGCAGUUUUCUUUUUAAUAAAAUUACUUUAAAACACUCCUUAUAUUAAGGAUUGUGUAGCAUUUUUUAAAAAUCCCUUUGCAUGUGUAACUUUUCCCUUAUCAAGAUAAAAAAAAUUUUUUUUUUCAUUUAAUGCCAAUGUUUGCUGGUCUUGGGGCCAUUAGAUUUGUGAAUACUCUGUGUAUUGUGUGUGUGUAUAGGUGUAUAUAUAUAUUUUUUUUCAGCUAAUACCUCAAACUUGUGAUUGUUUAAUUAAUACCACAAUAUGUUUGCACAGAGCAGGGCUUCCAUUAGCAGAAGGAUUAAUCUUCUAAUUCUAGAAAUUCAGUUCAGACUCUUGUUAAACAUAAUUCUAUGCCUUUUCAAUAAUCUUUUUUCUUCCCCUAAGAGUAUAUAGCCAUUCCUGUUAUAAGUUCCGUUUUUCAAAAUAGCCUGUACCUGUUUCUCUUCAAAGCAAUCUGAAAAUAUGCUAUUAGGUAAGAAGCAUUUCUUAAAAUAUCUCCAUCAAUUAAUUAUUUAAUGUUUGAGACUUCAACUCAACAAGACUAUUAAACCAAAAAGUUAAUAACAUCUGACCCCAAACUGUUUAACUGAUUUCAUUUCACAGGAGACAAUAUGCCUUAUUAAAACAUUGCAGUUUUAUAAGCCACUGAGUUUCAAAAAUUUAAAUAAUGAACUUUCAAAUGGGUACCAUUCAACUGUAUGUAGUAUGAGUUUUGGUAAUAAAGAGGUCAGUUCUUUUUCUAGCUAGUCAUAAUGACAAGAAACAAAAGCAGUCAAAGGAUUAACUCAGUUGGCCAUUUAUUAAUCUUGAGAAAUGCUUCUUGCCUGUUUUCACUUUCUGUCAUUCAGUACAACUCCUUCUAGUCCAAAAUUUAAUUUGUAUGUUUUGAAAGCCACAGAUAAUUUUCCCAGUAUGUGUAGGAAUUUUAAGUGGAAGCCUUGUAAAAAAAAUUUAAUGAAGUGAAGCUGGCAUCUUAUAUAGGAGAUCUUAUUUUGUCUAUAUAGUGCAUUCAAGAUUAAAAAAUGAACUGUCUGAUUUGUAACAUAAUUACUGUAAUAUCAGACUUAUAUCAAAAUAAAAUUAUUUUCAGUGUGAGAAGUGUGUUAAAGAAAUGGUAUUUGAUUUUAUUUUUGUAAAUUUGUAAAUUUUAUUGAAUGCUUUGUGAUAAAUUCGUUUUUUUUCAUUUCCUACAGUUUUCAUGUCUGUGCAAGGCAGGAACAGAUUGAAGUUCUUAUUAUUCUCCCUGCAAAUGAUUAUAAUACAAGUUCACUUUAAGGAUGUGCUAGGUUUUAUGAUUGCUGGCCUUCCUGCAAUGCCUCUACCUUCACUACAGAAUUGAAAAAGAACUGCAUAGAAACUAAGGGUCAUUUUGUAUUCCUUUUUAUCCAGGAGCAGAAAAUUUAUCACCCACCACCUGCCUCAGGGGUAGUUAUGAGGAAAGUACUUUACACCCUUUUAAAGUGCUUUAUCAAUUAUUACCACUUAGUAAUAAUUUUAUCCUGGUUAAGCUAGAUCUGGGAAAGCAGAUAGUCAAAUACAAUAGUUUUGAAAAUGACCACAUAUAAAUCUUUUCCAGUCUACCUAACAUCUUUUGAAAUAUGAAUUCUAAGCCUUUUCAUUAAUCAUUUUUUUUUUUCACAGAAAAAAAUGAGUCACUUUGGAGCAGGUGCUAAAAAUCAUGUUUUAUAUUUUAUACCAUUUAUAAUAGUAUAGUAAUGGGUCAGAUCUAAAACUUCAUACAUAAGUGCAAUACCUUACACUGAAUACAUCCAUGUUCAGAUGAAAUUUUCUCAUUGACCUUCCUGAGGAAAAAAACAAACAUCGUUGCACAAUCAGGGAUAAACUCCAUUGCUUCUGCUAGAUAAGGACAAGGUCUCGGUUAUAUUUCUCUCAAUCCCUAGAUGUUUGGAGCCCAGAAAGUAGUCUCAUUUUUGUUUGGUUUUGUUUUUCAUGUUUUGUUUUCAAAAGGUCAUUUCUAAAAAUAUUCCAAUUUUUACCAUUGGCCUGGAGAGCCAGUAUUCUUUUAUUGGCUGUCCAAAGCUGAUAGGAAGUUUUUCUUUGGACAGUUGACAGGUUAACCUAUGCUGAAAAUGCCAGAUAUAUAUCAGGUCUGACUGUGAUUGUGAAACAUACAUAUGUUUGCAUAUGUACACAAAUAAAUGGACAUUUGUGAUUCCAA
Antechinus flavipes (yellow-footed antechinus) is the source of this 6973-nucleotide messenger RNA. It is a transcript of the gene DNAJB14, whose product is annotated as DnaJ heat shock protein family (Hsp40) member B14. Bases 1 to 1140 code for a protein of 379 amino acids. Gene Ontology annotation, molecular function: Hsp70 protein binding. The record is from RefSeq and is a predicted model, not a curated record. The transcript is spliced from 8 exons. Gene Ontology annotation, cellular component: endoplasmic reticulum membrane. Lineage: Eukaryota; Metazoa; Chordata; Mammalia; Dasyuromorphia; Dasyuridae. Gene Ontology annotation, biological process: cellular response to misfolded protein.